GGAUCCAGGAAAGCCUAACUGGAAGCGUGUCAUAAAAACUGAUAUGCCUUUCUGGAGCCAAGAAGACAUGGCCAGAGAAAUAGGCUUUCUCAACGCCAGGACCGGGAACGUCCAAACCAAAAUAAACUCCCUUGGACCAGUGAUUCAACGCCAUAUCGACAAAACAUUGGAACGCAUAAAUGGAGCCGACCCUGACCGUAGUAAUUUCCAAUGGACCGUUGCGCAGAUGGACCAUCAGCUUCUCAGGAUCGAGCCACGAUCAAUCUCAUUAAAACAUUCAAAAGUAGCGCAAAACUCCAAAUCGAAGGGAACGACAUUCGAAAGAGUUGCGGUCAUAGCCUUUUUCAUCCGUGAACCUCGACCAGGGGUCGACACACAGGAACUGUGGAACAACUUGAACGCCAGGAGGAUGCCAGAGCAGUCCCUGAUGUCAGGGGCUCUGGCGCAACCAUCGCACAUGUUGUCCAACUAUCCAGCACAAGCGAACACGUCGGAACCUAGACGCCGACUGAACCUAAUGAGGUCCAUGGCGCAUCUGAGACCGACUGAAGCAACCCGUUUCACCUCUGCUGCCAGAAAUUUUCGAGUUGACGGCUUGAUCAACGGCGUCCCCAUCGAAGCAAAUGCCGACACUGGUUCAGGGUUUAACGCCAUAUCUAAAAGGUUGGCAACAUCAAUGAACCUGACGCUCGAGCAUGGUACGGCUAGACAUGUGACACUGCCAUCAGGGAGGCAGAUGUACUCACCAGGAAGGAUCACCACACAGUUCAGUUUCCUCGGCGAAAAGAAGGUUUAUAUGCUUUCGUGCCUGGUUUUGCCUAUGGCAGAGGACUCGCUACUCCUCGGGUCAAGAUUUCUCAGGCUGACGGAAACAUUCUCUAAAUUCAAGAAUCGGCUCAAGCGGAUCUACUCACAUGACGGAAGACUCUCAUUGAACCUCCUAGGCGAUGAACAUGACUUCGUGUCUGGCUACUUGAACGAGUCUCAGUGCUUGGCUAUUCCCGACACUGGGUCAGACAUCAUGGUAAUCUCCGGGGCGUAUGCACAGGAAUGCGGUCUGCAAAUCCAAAGGGGAGCUCGCCAUAAAAAUUUGAUCCGGUUGAUCGAUGGGUCCGAACAACUCACGGACGGAAUCGUGAAUGACUUGGAAUGGAGGUUCAUAUGGUCCGAGACGCCCAUCAAGUGCGACUUUCACGUCAUUGACGAGCUCCCAGUCAAUGUCAUUCUCAGCAGUGCCUUAGUAGAUGAACGGGAUGUCUUCGCGAAGUAUGAUGUUUGUUUCGUUGAGCACGAUUUCAUCGACGGUGAGGCUGGUAUCUACGGCAUCUCGUUAGUGGACUGGAAAAAGCGCGAAGACAUCCGGCGCCUCGAGGACCUGUAUGCCGAAGACACAAAUUCCGCUGAGCCCUUCUCCCCUGGGAUGAUUGAGCGGGAACGAGCCCGUCGCGACGAGAUCCGUGAUCGCAUUGCCAAGCUUCCGCCCGCAAUCCAGCCGCUGGAUCAAGACAAAGAAGAUCUAAGACAGCGCAGCUGGGAAACCCAGUUCCAAGCGUUCCGUGAGGGGCAACAAACAGCCCUUGCCACAUAUGGACCCAACAUGCUAGGGGCAGGGGGGUACAGAGGCCCGCCACAGAUCAUGGCCCCGCCGGGCAUCAAGUCAACGACAGCCACAAGAGGUCACGAAGACGAAAACGGAAACGGAACGUCCGAUGUUGACAACCAGAAAAGGCGCUUCAAAAACAGAAUGUCCCUUCAGAAUCUGAGGCGUCCGCCCUGUCAUGCCUCUAGCAGCGUCGGCCAAGUUGAAAUCGAGCAACCCCGAAGCUUGGGACGAUCCGCCAGUCGCCUCAGUGGUAACCUGGAGCAGCUUCGACUCGAACGCCCCCAAAUAUCUGGGUCUCGAAAUCAGAAGACAACCCAAUAUCACUCUAUUCCUCGGCGACAAACCUACCUGACACCGCAGACCGAGGCGGCCGAGGAAAGUCACGGGAGCGCCGAAUUUUGAAAUCAUUUUCGUCGAUAUCAGACUCGUGGGGAAUUAUGAAUGGGAU
Molecule: messenger RNA, 2051 nt
Organism: Pseudomassariella vexata
Lineage: Eukaryota; Fungi; Ascomycota; Sordariomycetes; Amphisphaeriales; Pseudomassariaceae
Exons: 2
Coding region: 44-2005 (653 amino acids)
Source: RefSeq, a predicted model, not a curated record